GCCAUCCGCUUCCGGUCACCCUGUGAGAGCCCUGGGAGGUCGUUGGACUUUUAGCCAAAGCUCUGCUUUCUCUACACUUCCUCUAGAAAAAGAAGCCAUGACCCAGGUCCUGGAACCAGUGACAUUCAAGGAUAUUGUUGUGGACUUUACCCAGGAAGAGUGGAGACAACUGAGCUUUUCACAGAGGAAUUUGUACAGAGAAGUGAUGCUGGAGAACUAUAGGAAUCUCAUCUACAUAGGAUGUCACCCCUUCAGAACCAGUGCUGUCUCUCAGCGGGAGUUAAGAGAGGAGGCAUGGAUGAUAAAAGCACCCCUGCAUAGUACUUGUCCAGGAAUAUCAACUGAGGUAUCCAGAAGUGGGGACUCUGUGGUGAAUUGUCAAGGGAUUGUUGUCACAAAAUUAGAAAAUCAAGAGCUUUUGCCUUGGGAAAUUACUAAGCAGGUACAUUCCCCAGACACUUUUGUGAGUGACUGCCAAAAUUCUGAAGGAAGCAGAGAUCAUUUCCUGACCCGAGAAGACAUCACCAAGGACAAAGAGCUGUUGAGGAAAAUCCAUCCCAUGGGAAGUGAUUCUAUGAAGUUCUAUUGUCAUCUUGGGUCUAAAUUAUCAGAACAAACUUCAUUGCUUCAGGAUGAACUAAUAGACCAAAGUAGCCACAAGGAAGAGUACACCUGUGUGUGUGGUAAGUGUCCAACAAUUUACUUUUGGAAAUCACAGUUUGUCACUUGUAGUCAUCAGAAGAACCAAGCAAAAGUGAAAUGGAAUAACUGUGAAUAUUUCCUUAAGAAAAGUCCACAUUUUGAAAGAAAUAGAAAAAUCUACAUGGUUGAUAUGCAGUGUAAACAUGUUCAGGGAGCUGAUGACUUAAGUUUGAACUUAAACCUACAUAAUGAUCACAGAAAAAGUGUGAAAGAGAAGUCUUUUAAGUGUAACGGUUGUGGAAAAGACUUCAGUUGUAGAUCAAAACUAAAUCGACAUAUGAUGAUCCACACUGGGAAGAAACCCUAUGAAUGUGAUGAGUGUGGUAAGAAAUUUAGUGAUUACACAAAUCUUCGUGUUCAUCAGAGAAUCCAUACAGGAGAAAAACCCUAUAAGUGUGGUAAGUGUGGUAAGGACUUCACUAGAAGUUCAGAUCUAGGUACACAUCAAAAAGUUCACACAGGAGAAAGGCCAUACAAGUGUGAUGUGUGUGGUAAGGGCUUCAUUGCAAGCACAAAACUUCUCAUUCAUCUUAGAGUCCAUACAGGAGAGAGGCCAUACACAUGUCAACAGUGUGGUAAAAGCUUUCGUAGAAGCUCAGAUCUAUCUACUCAUCAAAGAGUGCACAGUGGAGAGAGACCUUUUAAGUGUAGUUUCUGUGGCAAAAGUUUUAGGAGGAGCUCCAAACUCUAUAUUCAUCAGAGAAUCCAUACAGGAGAGAAGCCCUAUAAAUGUGAGCAAUGUGGUAAAGAUUUCAGUAGGAGCUCCAAACUUCAUAUCCACCAGAGAGUCCACACAGGGGAAAGGCCUUAUAAAUGUGAGGAAUGUGGUAAGGGCUUCACUCUUAGCACAAAUCUUUAUGCUCAUCAGAGAAUCCACACUGGAGAGAGACCAUAUAAAUGCGAAGAAUGUGGUAAAGCUUUCAGUCAGAGUACAAAUCUUCGUGUUCAUCAGAGAGUCCACACAGGAGAGAAACCUUACAAAUGUGAGGAGUGUGGUAAAAGCUUCAGUCUUAGCACAAAUCUUAGAGAUGCAGAUUUUCAAUAUGGGAAUUCAAAUUACUGA
Castor canadensis (American beaver) is the source of this 1765-nucleotide messenger RNA. RefSeq lists its product as uncharacterized. NCBI's taxonomy places the organism in Eukaryota, Metazoa, Chordata, Mammalia, Rodentia, Castoridae. The record is from RefSeq and is a predicted model, not a curated record.